This is a messenger RNA of Prorocentrum cordatum, 4914 nucleotides long. Lineage: Eukaryota; Dinophyceae; Prorocentrales; Prorocentraceae. The record is from the annotation of a GenBank genome assembly.
AUGAUGAAGGGCCUUCCCGACAAGGGCUGGAUGAAGUCUGAGCGAGAUGAGAAGGGCCACUUCAUCAUUGAUUUGUUGGGCAGCGCCAGGAAGGAAGCAGACGACGCCAUGAAUGAGGGCGUUCCCACGGACGGCGAGGAGAGCAGCGACGCCUCGACGGACAAGGACUCGGAGGGGAGUUCGGUGAUGGGGGAGACCGACGACGGCAGCGACUCGUCGGUGCCCGACGCCGACGCCUACUACUUCGAGACCGUCCCGGAGUUCUACGACAUCGGCAGCGACGACGAGGCGCUGACGACCGAGGGUUUCUUAGACAUGGACGCGGACACCUACUCAGACCUGAUCUUGGCCCUAGAGCAAGCGGAGACCGACAUGAAGGACACGCUUAGAGGACCCCGCGAGCGCGUGGUCUGGGAGGUCUUCGUGGACCAAGGGGCGCUGUCGGAGGAGCUGCUGGAGUUCCCGCAGGUCAAGGUGAUCCAGUUCAGGUUGGCCGACGGCUGGGACUUUUCCAAGCCCAACGUGAUUCGCAGCUUCUUGAGUGAGACCGAUGAGGAGAAGCCCGAUGACAUCUUCUCCGAAAAGACGUUCCUCAAGAUGGUUCGGGAUUCGUUUGUGAAGCAGCAGAACGGUGGGCGUCAUGCGCACGUAGAAGGCCCGUGGCAAGGGCUACACUGGCAGACCAAGACCUGGCAGAAGCUGCCCGGAUAUCACUGCCGGCUCGACCAGUGCAGGUUGGGCGCGAAGUUCGAGAUCAAGGGUAAGUUUAUGCCGUACCAGAAGCCCACGCGACUCCAGUCCACGAACAAAGAGUUUGUUCACCACAUGAACCUGAGAUGCAGCUGCACCGAGGAGCACGUGGUUUUGCGCGGCAAGCUUGCCCAGCAGGCUCAAAACUACCCGAGACCGAUGGCGCGAAGGAUGGCCUACUUGAUCGCCUAUCAGGGCAUGGCCGAUGACAUUGAGGAUAUCAACACCGCCGAGGAGGUCUCCAAGGAUAUCGACGCCAUCGAGUGCACCGACGCGAUGCAGGAGCUGAUGAAGCGUUUCAACGUGUCGACGAUCAGGGCGGUCAAGCGCGCUCACAUCAGCCUGGGCCACCCUUCCAACGCGGCACUGGCUACCGCCAUGAAGCACGCGAAGGCCCCGGCCGAGUGGCUCCAGUGCGCCAGGCUCUUCCAGUGUGAAGUGUGCCUGAGCAGACAACGACCUCGAGCAGUGCGCGUAGCUGUGCUGCCGAAGGCUAAUCGGUUCAACGAGGUCGUGAACACCGACGUCUACUACGUCACCUGGAAGAACAAGGAGCGAAAUAUCUUGGCCAUGAUGGAUGAGUUUACGCGCUACGAGGUGGACUACCCGAUCGCGAAGGAAACUUUCAAGAAGGAGGUGCAGCUGUUUCAGAAAUUGUGGAUCAGCUGGGUUGGCAAGCCCGACACCAUGAGGAUGGACAUGGCAGGCUCUCACACGUCAAGAAAGAUGCACCAGUGGAUGAGUAAGCACGACAUCGCGCUCGACCUGAUCCCGAAGGGCGCGCGCCACAAGCUCGGACUCAUGGAGCGCAACCAUGCGGUCAGGAGGGAGCAGCUCAGCAAGUACCACCUGCAGUUUCCCGACGACUCGCUCAAGACCGCGCUCAGGAUGACCGCCAGCCAGCGGAACAUCUUACGCAGCGUGCACGGGUAUUCGCCCGCGACGCUGGUGCUGGGUACACAGCCCAAGGUGCCUGGCGCGCUGUGUGACGAGGACUUCGGCCUGGCGGAGCAGGCCGCGCUGGUCGAUCCCAAGAGCGAGGUGCACGAGAUGAUGGUCAGGCGCGCUGCGGCGGGGACGGCACUCAUCGAGGCCAACUGUUCUCGUGCCGUGCGAGCUGCGCUGUUGGCGCGCAGCAGACCGACACGCCGCGAGUACCAGAUCGGCGAGUGGGUCUACUUCUGGCGACCCGAGAUGUCGACGGGCAUGGAGAAGUGCCACUGGCAUGGCCCGGCGCUGGUGGUGGCGGUGGAGUCGAAGGUCAACGAGGACGACGUGAUGCACGCGUCCGUGGUGUGGGUCACGCACGGGCGGACCAAGGGUACCUGCAGCUUCAGUGACCUCGCCGAGGGGGGCCAGCGGCCCCAGUACGACGACGCCCUGGACGACGUGGGCGCACAGCAGCCCGGCGCCCGGGGACACCCCGAUGGAGAUCCUGUUGGACAAGAACGAGAGGAGCCGAGUGGAGCGGCUGCCACGGCAGCUCCCGAGGCCCACCAGCCAUCUGAGGCCGACGAGGAGGCGGCUCCAGAACCCGCAGCUGCGGGGGCCAGCGCUGCGCGUGAGCGUGGCAACGCCGCGAGGGAGCCGAGCAGAGUCCACAUCGAGGCGAUGGCCAAGAGGAGCAUCGAGGAGGCCGAGAGGCUGGACGGCAUCCCCUUGGCAAAACGCGCCCGCAUGUCGUGGGCCAGGCUCGCACCGCAGCAGGAGGAGUCGUGUCUCAUCGAGGAGGUGGGCGACGAGAUGAUGUUGUUGGAGGAAUCCACAGAGACAGUCUACAUGCUGGCUUUCAAGAGGAAAGUCCCCACCAUCGUGGAGGGCAGGCCCUCGGUGUUCAACAAGAAUGACGGCUGGGAACCCAUCGACGAGGCGGAGGUGGACCCAGCGGCGUGCUGCCCGCUACGCUUCCUGCUGAAGUGGAAGGUGAAGGACGGGCAGCUAGUGGCCAACGCUCGGGUGCUCUACCAAGGUUUCAAGCACCGCGACGUGGCCGAAAGCCAGCUUGACAAGGAGGCGCCCACUUUGAGCAGGCUGGGCCGACACACGGUCAUGCUGUGGGCAUCCUUGAGGAAGUGGAGACUGUUCGCUGCGGAUGUGAAGUCCGCAUUCCUACAGGCCGAGGACGUCAGUGUUCGCGGCAUCAAGCUGUACGCGAGCCCGACGAAGGAGAUGAGGGACAUGCUUGUGCACCAGAUCGGCCUGCAGCCAGGACAGUUGCUGAAGAUGAUCAAGCCUUGUUUUGGGGACCCGCGGUCGCCCAAACUCUGGCACUACCGCUCCGACGAAGUCACGAGGGAGAUCGGGUUCAGGAAUCACUGGCUCGAGGAAUGCUUGCUGCUGUCCUUGCGGGCCGCGCGACCCUCGGACGACCCGUUCGACGUGUGCAGUUUCGACGGCCAGACGUUCGUGGUGGACGGGCUGAUCGGCAAGCACGUGGACGACUUCAUCGGCCGCGGCGAGAACGUGAGUUGCGAGGAUGACCUAUACGCCAAGCUGGACGACACCGAGUGCUUCCAGGCGCGGCUGGGCAUGCUCAACGAGAAGUUCAAGUUCGGCAAGUGGGAGCUCGGACCGAGUCUAGUCUUCACCGGCGGCGAGGUGGAGCAGUUCCUGAGCACCCACGCGAUCACUAUCAAGUUCGAGAAGUACCUGCACGCGGUGAAGCCCAUCACCGUGGAGAAGCACCGGCGGGCAGAUCCCACCAGCGCGCUGUCGCCGAAGGAGCUCACGAAUUUCAGGACCCUGAACGGCCAGCUACAGUGGCCGGCAGCCCAGGGGGUCAUCAUCGCGGCGGCGACCGUCUCGUUCAGAGCCGCAGCGACUGGCCGCGCGACAGUGCAGGACUUGCCGGAUGCGAACAAAGAUUUACGGCUCCUGAAGGCCAACGCGGAUGUGGGACUGUACUUCGGCUUCGACAGGCCGUGGAGUGAGUUGCGCGUUGGAGGCUACUCAGACGCGAGCUGGGCCAGCCGACCUGACGGAAGUUCCCAAGGAGGCUAUCAGAUCUUCGUCGGACCCGAGGACGAGCUCAACGCCGGCACCCCAACACCGUUCGUGGCCAUGGAGUGGGCCUCGAAGAAGCUGGCGCGGUUGUGCAGGAGCUCUCUGUCCGCCGAGGCACAAGCCGCGGCGCUGGAAGCCGACUCGCUGAUGUGGGUGAAGGUCUUUUUGGCCAUGAGUCUGAGGCCUGACCUCGGACAUGACACCGCCAUGACAUACCUCGGAGAGUCGCCGUUCAUCACAGACGCGAAGUGCCUCUACGACGCCUCGCGGUCAGCGACGGCAGGAUUGGGCAUCGCAGAGAAGAGAACAGCCAUCGAGGUGAAUAUCGUGAACGAGCAGCUGGCAGAGGUCAACGCUAGGUGGACGUGGGUGAACACCCAGCAGCAGAUGGCAGACGGACUCACCAAGCUUUCGGCACGCCAGAUGAUGGCGGAUGUGCUACGCCGUGGAGUUCAUGCCUUGCGCUGCGACCCCGACUUCGUGGCCGGCAAGAAGCCCACUAAGCGUGCGAUGGAGCAACGCGAGAAGGAGCUGGACCAGGCAGGAGAAGAGUUGCUCGACACCUUCGAGAAAGAACCCGUGGCGAAGGCGAAGGCUAAGGCCAGGACGCGCCAUUUUGGCGCGAGCGGAGCUCGUUUGGCAGCUACGUUGGCAGCUUCGGGAGCGACUGGCUCUGGAGCUGAGGUGGUGCAGUAUACGCCCAGCGGCGUCGAGCUGUUCCACCCGCCGACCGACGACGGCUGGGACAACCUGCUGGCGAGGUUGGCUAUGUUCGGAUUCCUGACGGCGAUGCUCAUGGCUUUUGGCUGUGGGUUCUGGGUCGGCACCUGCUGGGCGCGCUGGGCUACGACGAGCGCUGAGCAGAAGAGCAUCAAGCUGCGUGAGCCUGAGACCGAGCCGACGGAGAAGCACUACGUCGAGGGGACCGAGAAGAUGACGACCGGUGUGAACACCAAGCAGCCACGCCAGAAGAAGGUGCGCCACAUGAUGUGUCAGGCGCAGUGCCGCUACAACCAGGACACGCAGACGCCAAGGUUCCAGCCGCUGCCCGAGUACGCGCACGGAGUGAUGUGCAUCGAGAUGCACAACUACGCGAGCGCCCACGAGGCGCGGACUUGCUUGCCUGGCGAGAGCGACCGAUCGCCCGGCGUGCUGAAAUAA